Molecule: messenger RNA, 684 nt
Organism: Helianthus annuus (common sunflower)
Lineage: Eukaryota; Viridiplantae; Streptophyta; Magnoliopsida; Asterales; Asteraceae
Exons: 3
Coding region: 137-445 (102 amino acids)
Source: RefSeq, a predicted model, not a curated record
UCGCGCCAUCAUUAAUACUUUACCAUACGUCCAUACGCACCUCUGGUCGUUUAAGUGGCGCGCGCUUGUGCUCGCCAUAGGAAUCCCAUCAUAAAUCACACGAACUAGAAUUAUCAUAGAUUCAUAUUUUGUGUGGAUGGGUGACAUCUCAGCUUCCUACAUACACAUGGUCCAACAUCUUAUAGAAAAGUGUUUGAUCUUUCAAAUGAGCAAAGAUGAGUGCAUGGAAGCCCUUUCUAAACAUGCAAACAUCAAAGCAGUCAUCACCUCCACUGUGUGGAAUGAGUUAGAGAAAGAGAACAAGGAGUUUUUCGAGUCCUACACGCAGUCUCAGUCGCAGCCUACAAACACGCCAGAUUGGAUAUCUGAAACCGAGACAAAUCAACCGAUACAGAAGAUAAUAUAUGACAAUCAAGUAGAUAGUUCAGACAGCAAUGACAAGUAACAACCAUACAUAUACAACAGUCUUUAGUAUAUAUAAGUAUAUAACUCGCUAGUUGCUUACAUAUAUAUCUCUAGCCAACUAGUCGUUUGACGAAUAUUCAACGCGCCAUGGGCCCCACCCGUGGUAUGAUAAGAAUAACUUAUGUGUAUAUUCCAUUAUUCCAAAUCUGCAUACCUGAAUUAUGAACUUUGGUCCUGGAAUCUUUGUGAACCGGUUUUGUUUGAUUUAUAAUUUGUUUU